Molecule: messenger RNA, 4753 nt
Organism: Yamadazyma tenuis ATCC 10573
Lineage: Eukaryota; Fungi; Ascomycota; Pichiomycetes; Serinales; Debaryomycetaceae
Biological process (GO): transmembrane transport
Cellular component (GO): plasma membrane
Molecular function (GO): ATP binding; ATP hydrolysis activity; ABC-type xenobiotic transporter activity
Source: RefSeq, a predicted model, not a curated record
AUGAGCGAAAAACACGACUUGGAGCGCCAGCCCAUACUCUACCAGAAGCGAUGGUUUUCAUUCCUUAUGAGUAAGCGAGUUCCUCCCAUCACGGGCCCCGAAGACCGAGUUGCCUACGACCACUCAGGCAUUUUGAAUCGACUUUUCUUCGUAUGGGUGUUUCGUCUCUUGAAAGUUGGAUAUAAGCGUACAAUAGAGGCCACAGACUUGUUCUACUUGCCACACGAUAUGAAGGUGGAUCACCUCCAUCGAAAGUUCGAAACGCACUUUGCUGCUCGACUUGCUCGCAGCUCAUCGGGUGAGACAACUACAUGGAUGUUAAUUUUAUCAUUAUUUGAUACUUUCAGGUUCCGGUACUUGUACGCGGUGGGGGCUUUGCUUCUCUGUGACACCGGGAGCUCGGCAAUGCCGUUACUUUCCAGGAAACUCAUUGGGUUUGUACAAUCGAGACAAUUGGGUGUCGACUCUCCUAUUGGCAAAGGAAUUGGGUAUGCCUUAGGAACGUCCUUUGGAUCUUUCACAUGCUUUCUCUUUGCUAACCAGUACUUGUACUACUCGAUCUUGACGGCGGCUCAGGUGAAGGCGAUUUUAACCAAGUUUGUUCUCGCCAAAUCAUUUAAAGCCGAUGCCAAGUCAAAGCACGAUUACCCAGCAUCUAAGUUGACAACCUUAGUAGCAACCGACUUGGCAAAAAUAGAGUUUGGGAUAAGAUUUGCUCCACUAUGUCUUACUUUCCCAAUGACAUUAAUUGUUUGUAUUACAAUUUUGGCAGUCUAUAUCGGUGCUCCAUCUGCUGUGGGAAUCGGAGUUGUCAUCCUAUUCACUUUUCUUCUCUCAGGAUUAAGUGCGUUCAUGGUGAAGCUCAGAAAGAAAUCAUUGGUGUUCACAGAUGAACGCAUAAAGCUUAUCAAGGAAGUGGUACACCACUUGAAAGUCAUCAAGUUCUAUUCGUGGGAGGUUCCUUACUACGACACCAUAGUGAACGCCAGAAAGCAGGAAGCGGGAAAGUUGUACCAUCUCCAGUUCAUCCGAAAUAUUCUCAUGGCAUUUGCACUUACAGUAUCCAUCUUCGCAUCGAUGGCCUCGUUCUUGGUGUUAUAUACCACAGAUAACCAAGGAAAAGAUGCUGCAAACGUUUUUUCUGCAGUCUCAUUGUUUGGACUUUUGGGUUUCUUCAUCACAAACAUUCCUCUUGCUGUAAGUACCACUGCCGACUGCGUUAUUUCACUCGGACGGGUGGCAGCGUUUUUAAACUCCAAGGAAACCUCGAUUUCUGCCAAUGUUUCGAUUCUUCCUGAUGCAUUACCUUCUGACUCCAGUAAGGAUCAAAUUGUCGUUGAUGUCCAGAAUGCUAGCUUCUGCUGGCACUCUUUCGAAGAUGCCCCGACUGAGGAACCAACAAAGAAGACCAAAAAAAGUAACAAAACUAAAACCACCGAGUCAACCGCUACUGAUGGAUUCAUCUUAAAGGAAAUCAACAUCAAAAUCAAUAAAGGAGAGUUCAUUAUUGUCACUGGGGUGGUUGGAUCAGGGAAGACGUCGUUCCUCAAUGCUUUAGCGGGCUUUAUGACCAAGAAAUUAGGAUCCGUGGCCGUCAAUGGAUCCCUUCUUUUGUGUUCCACCAAUUGGGUGCAAAAUGAGACCAUCAAAAACAAUAUUCUAUUUGGGGAUUUAUUGGAUGAGAAGAAGUACCAACAAGCAAUUUACUCAUGUUCCCUCAAUGACGACUUCGAAUACUUACCCGCUGGCGACAGAACGGAGGUUGGAGAACGUGGAAUUACUUUAUCAGGGGGGCAAAAGGCCCGUGUAAACUUGGCAAGAGCUGUCUACAAUGACUACGAUAUCGUUUUACUUGAUGAUGUUUUGAGUGCUGUGGAUGCCCGAGUGGGAAAGCAUAUAAUGGAAUCAUGUAUUUUGGGUACAUUAGGUGACAAAACCCGAAUCUUGGCUACCCACCAACUUUCCUUUAUCAAUGCAGCGGACAGAAUUAUCUUCAUGAACGGUGAUGGGUCUAUUGAUAUUGGAACUGUUGAAGAAUUGAAGGAGGCUAGUUCUGCUUUCAUGAAUUUGGUUUCUUAUAGUUACAAAGAUCAAACCACAGAUAUGAAGAAAGUCAGUGCGGAUUUUGCAGCCACCGAGGAAGAUGGAAAUGACGAAUUACCUGUUAUUCAGGCUAAGGACUAUGACUCGACAGGAAAGUUAAUUGAAGACGAGAGAAGAGCUGUCAGCACCAUAAGCUGGGAUAUCUAUAAACAAUAUGUGAAGCUAGGAUCCAAACCUUUCAAUCCUCUUCUUUUCACGAUUUUUGCGUUGUUGGGAAUGUCGAUAAGUGCCUUCUGUCAAUUGUUCACAAAUACCUGGUUAUCUUUUUGGACAGAACAAAAGUUCGACAAGCCCGAUAGGUUCUACAUCGGAAUCUAUGUAAUGUUUGCUGUGCUUGCCCUUUUGUUCAUUAUUACAGAGUUUCUCUGUUACAUUCAUGUGACCAACGUGGGUUCCAAACGCUUGAACAUCAAGGCCGUCCAAAACCUAUUGCAUACUCCCAUGUCAUUCUUGGAUACUACUCCAAUUGGAAGAAUUUUGAAUAGGUUCACCAAAGACACCGAUUCUUUGGAUAAUGAGAUCAUUGAGCAAGUGAGACUCUUGUCUCAUUCUGCUUCAUUGAUUGUUGGAACUGUGGUAUUAUGUAUUUGCUACUUGCCAUGGUUUGCCAUUGCCAUUCCUAUUCUUGUGACUAUCUUUUUGUUCGCUGGCAGCUACUACCAAGCAUCUUCAAGAGAAAUCAAACGUUUGGAAGCAGUGCAAAGAUCGUUUGUGUUCAACAACUUCAACGAAUCGUUAACUGGUAUGGAAGUUAUCCAGGCAUACGGCAGCGAACCCUACUUUAUUGACAGAAAUGAUAUGUUCAUCGAUAACAUGAACGAGGCCAACUAUCUUGUUAAUGCAGUUCAAAGAUGGUUGGCUAUGCACUUAAAUGUAUUGGCAUUUUUGUUUGUGUUAAUCAUCACAUUAUUGUGUGUUACUCAAGUAUUCAACAUCAGUGCUGCCUCUACCGGAUUGCUUCUUUCUUAUGUGUUGAUCAUGCCCAAUCUCUUUACUUUGAUUGUGCAGAGCUAUACGCAGCUUGAGAAUGAGAUGAACUCAGUGGAGAGAAUGUGUGAAUUUGCCUUUGACCUUCCUCAGGAGAAACCUUACCAUAUAUCUGAGACGGCUCCAAAACCAUCAUGGCCCAACCAGGGCCAAAUAAAGUUCAAUAACGUCUACAUGGCGUAUCGUCCCGGAUUGCCUGAUACUCUCAAGAACGUUAAUUUAGAUAUCAGGCCUAACGAGAGAAUUGGGAUUUGUGGUCGAACCGGAGCUGGAAAGUCAUCAAUAAUCCAUGUUCUAUUCAGACUUGGAGAGUUGUCGUCAGGGUCGAUUGAAAUAGAUGGAGUGGAUAUUUCGACAUUGGGAUUAAAGGAGUUAAGGUCACAUUUAUCGAUUAUUCCUCAGGAAGCAGUGUUAUUCAGAGGAACAGUCAGAUCUAACUUAGACCCUUUUAAGAAGAGCUCUGAUGAAGAACUCUGGAAAGUGUUGAUAAAGGCUGGAAUUUUGACCCCAGAUGAGUGUGCUGGUACCAAGCCAAAAGAACAGACGCUGAAGUUUGAUCUUGAUGCAGUGGUUGAAGACGAUGGAAAUAACUUCUCUUUAGGAGAGAGACAGUUGAUUGCCUUUGCUAGGGCUUUGGUGAAGAACUCCAAGAUCUUGUUCUUGGAUGAAGCCACAUCAUCGGUCGACUACAAAACCGACUCCAAAAUACAAAACAUUAUUGUUGAACAGUUUGGUGAUCGUACUAUUUUGUGCAUCGCUCAUCGGUUGCAAACAAUUCUAAACUAUGAUAGAAUUAUUGUCAUGGACAACGGAGAGGUCAAAGAGUUUGACAAGCCAUGGACAUUGUUUCAAAGACAAACGUCUAUUUUCCGGUCAUUGUGUGAAAAGGCAAAGAUUACAGCCAAUGACUUUGUUUAACGAUUACUAUACACUUAAAUAUUUCAUUAUUUCAUUUUCUUCUUGUAGUCAGCAAAUGAAAGCUUCUUUUUGACCAUGGGUUUCUCAGAUGGUUCGGCUGGUAUUGGAGGUGGUGUGACUCUCUUCUCCAAGUUGAGGUUCAAUACCUUAUUAAUCUUGGUCAAGUUGUUGUCGGUCAAUUUUAACUUAAGCUCACUUAAGCUCUUCUUGAUUUCGGGCUUCACCUGCACUUCUGCCUCAACUGUUUUUUCAACCUUGGCACUGAUUCCAGUACUGAUAGGAACCAAGUCCAAGACUUUAUCGUUAUGGUACUUGCCAUCGAUUACUUCUACCGAAUUAUCGGUCAAUUUGACGAGUUGGUUUUUGAUAAUGAUAUCCUUUAUGGUAUCCCGCAGGACUUCUUCAUCAUCGUCAAAUUUGAUUACUUUAGUAGGCGUAGGAACAAAGAGUUUGGUCUGGAUGAAUUCCUCUCUAUUGUGCAAUCUCUGUUCCCACGGUACAUAGGUUUUGGGUUCUUUUGGUAUAAUCAACUCAUCUUUAGGUUUGUACAUGUUGACAUUUAUAAUACCAGAUACCUUCCUAGUUGCUCUUAAUAGGUAAGAAAUUGCCUUUCUCACUUUAAAAACUGCACAAUUGGGUAAGUACAGUGGGGUGUUUGUGGUUGUUGAACAUCCACAUUCGGUGAAGUAGAGCAAAUUGUCAAUGGUAGUGAUGAGCAAGGUCUUUUCUUUAUCUGACAAUUGAU